AUGAAAGGUGAAAGAAUUAUGUUGAUAGAGUUUAUGAAAAUUGUAAACCAAAAUUCGAUUGUUGGGAGAAGAGUUAGAAGAGAAGAGAAUUGUGGAGAAAGUUAUGGUGACUCUCCUGAAAAAUUUGAAUGCAAGAUUUCUUUCCUCUUUGAAGAAAACUUGGGAACAAAUGUCACAAAUUCCUUGAAUGUACUUUCAAAUGCUCUUGACAAAGCUGGUAGAACAAAGAAAGCCUAUAGGGAAGAAGAAACCAUUGGAGAGAAGGCUCUUGUUGUGACUCAUAAAACAAAAAUGCAAGAAAGGAGACCUGGAGCUCAAUGUAAGGUUUGUAAGCAAUUUGUCGCAUCGAGAAAGUUUGCUCUACAAACUAGAAACCAGAAUCAACAAACACAAGCCCAUCAUGCACAAGUCACUGAAAAUUCUGAAAAGUAUGAAGAACAACUAUUUGCUGCAAAUGAAAUUAAAAAAUGUGGUGUCUCAAUUGAAGCUAAAGAAGCAUGGCUUGUUGAUAGUGGCUGCACUAACCACAUGACACCAAACUCGGUGAAUUUCGAUAGCUUGGAUACAACCUAUUCUUCAAAAGUCAGACUUGGAGAUGGUAGGCUUGUUGAUGCCAAAGGCAAAGGAGAUGUGAUUGUACAAACUCCUUCAGGUACAAAGCUUGUUUCCGAUGUUCUUUACGUACCAGAACUAUAUCAAAGCUUGUUUUCAGUUGGUCAAUUGCUGGAUAAGAAUUACAGUUUGCUAUUUAAAGAUAAAACUUGUGAAAUAAGUGAUCCUUCUGGCUCAACUCUGGCUCAAAGUUAUUUGCUGUCAAAAAUGAAACGGAGAAAGCUUUCCUCUAAAUUUAAGAAGACUUCAAAGAAGAAUCUUGCUUGA
Messenger RNA from Jatropha curcas, 879 nucleotides. The record is from RefSeq and is a predicted model, not a curated record. NCBI's taxonomy places the organism in Eukaryota, Viridiplantae, Streptophyta, Magnoliopsida, Malpighiales, Euphorbiaceae.